Molecule: messenger RNA, 373 nt
Organism: Schizophyllum commune H4-8
Lineage: Eukaryota; Fungi; Basidiomycota; Agaricomycetes; Agaricales; Schizophyllaceae
Exons: 2
Coding region: 17-223 (68 amino acids)
Source: RefSeq, a predicted model, not a curated record
CAUUUGGGUCCAUUCGAUGCGCUACACCACUGUGACUGCCAAAAGCAAUGUGCGCGCCUCUCCAGAAGAGGCGGGGGUUGCUACUCUCGCGUAUGGCGGACUAGAUACGUGCCGCGAGCAAGUGGAAGGGGUUGGGGAAGUACGCACAUCAAGGUCGAUGAGGCGAGUGGGCGCAGGAGUUGCAUGGUCUGUACGGUCUGCAAGGUUUUGGAAUGCGGCGUGAUCGGCAACGACUAGCGACAAGUCAGCGAUAAGAGGGCAGGCGAAGGCACACACUGGGAGCUGAGGGACCAGGGGCCCCAACUCCUUCCCAGCAGCGAAUGGCGCGAUCUCAGCGCGACCACCGCGACCCGCGACGGCGGUCAAAGUCAAG